AUGGCGAUGGUUGAUGCUCUUAGGCUGUUCAAAGAGACAGGAUCCCUCGGGAAUGUUGUUUCAUGGACAGCGAUGAUUAGUGGUUUCUUGCAGAAUGAUGGGAAAGAGGAAGCAGUGGAUUUAUUUUCGGAAAUGAAGAGGAAAGGUGUUAGGCCGAACGAAUUCACUUAUUCUGUCAUUCUCACAGCUCUUCCUGUAAUUUCUCCAUCAGAGGUCCACGCACAAGUUGUAAAGACUAACUACGAGAGGUCUUCAACCGUUGGAACCGCUCUUUUAGAUGCUUAUGUGAAGUUAGGUAAAGUAGAUGAGGCUGCAAAAGUUUUUAGUGGUAUUGAUGAUAAAGACAUUGUGGCUUGGUCAGCGAUGCUUGCAGGAUAUGCUCAGACCGGAGAGACGGAGGCAGCUAUUAAGAUGUUUAGUAAGCUCACAAAGGGAGGGGUGAAACCGAAUGAGUUUACAUUCUCUAGCAUCCUUAACGUGUGUGCGGCUACUACCGCGUCUAUGGGACAGGGAAAGCAGUUCCACGGGUUUGCUAUAAAAUCAAGACUCGAUAGCUCUCUGUGUGUUAGUAGUGCUCUUUUAACCAUGUAUGCAAAGAAAGGCAACAUUGAGAGUGCGGAAGAAGUUUUUAAGAGGCAGAGAGAGAGAGAUCUAGUAUCAUGGAAUUCGAUGAUCUCUGGGUAUGCACAACACGGGCAAGCUAUGAAGGCUCUCGAAGUUUUCAAGGAAAUGAAGAAGAGAAAGAAGAAGGCGAAAAGUAUUACGAUAUAA
Molecule: messenger RNA, 771 nt
Organism: Camelina sativa (false flax)
Lineage: Eukaryota; Viridiplantae; Streptophyta; Magnoliopsida; Brassicales; Brassicaceae
Source: RefSeq, a predicted model, not a curated record